AUGGAGGACGCCUCGCCCCCGCAGACACGGAAGUUUCAUCUCGCUGCCCUGACUACUACACUAGGAACGUCAGAUACCUACCGAGCGCCUAUGGAUAUAAUAGGAAACACGAAAGUUUGGUACAGUGACAUUCUUCGCGCCAGCCACAUGCGCGAUGGCGGCCCAGCAUCGCAGGAGCUGUGCCUUCUAUGGCGGACCAUGAGCCUCGCCCUCCUUGCCGGACACGGAGCGGCCUACCCAUUUGCCCUGGAGGCACGCGCUGACCAGGACUUUUGGCCAAUCAAGCCAGAUACCGGCUACAUCGCCUUCGGCGACUCCUACGCCGCCGGCAUGGGCGCCGGCGAGACCACCUGGGCCCCGUGGCCCCUCGCAUCCUGCCGCAAGGGGUCCAACAGCUACGGCCAGCAGCUCAGCAGAGAAGCGUCAGGUCGCGUCGGGAUCAAGCACGAGUUCGUCCCCGACUACUGCUCCGGCGACACCACCAUCGGUGCGAACCGCCAGAUCGACAGCUGGGCCAAGCCCGAGACGCCGACGCUCGCCACCCUCUCCAUCGGCGGCAACGAUCUCAAGUUUAGCGAGCUGCUCACCAACUGCGUCAUUACGCCCGAGUCCGACAAGGAGUACCCGGCCAAGUGCGCCGCGUCGAGGGCGUUCGUCGAGAGCGAGCUCGCUGCCACGGGCGAGGGGUCGUUCCGCGAGAAGCUCAAGACUGUGUACAAAAAGGUCCUGGCCAAGGCCGGGCAUGCCGACCUUCAGCUCUACGUGACGGGGGAUCUCCGACAGGCGCUCAACCAAUUCAACCUCAACCUAAACGCCCUCAUCCAAGACGUCAUCAAGGAGGUCAACACCGAGAUCAACGCGCCAAAGGACCGCGUCUACUUCAUUGAUACGGAUGCCGUCUUCCAGGGACGCCGAUGGUGCGAAUUUGGCAUCCCCGAGCCACAGCCCGAAAACACCCGAGAGUGGUUCUUCCUAAGCUCUUGGCCCGAUGUGAUCGCCCGUGAUCCCCGUCAACGGCCCCCGCCUUUCAAUCCUCCCAAUGACGAGGGUACCUUUGCCGACUAUGAAGUCGACGUUGUACAGGAGAACGUCGAGGAGUAUAGUGGCCCACUCCCAGACCCCGCUACCUGUAGUACAGACGACGGAGGCGACGACCCCAUCAUGAGCAAGUGGUACUGCCUCCUUGCCGAACGCGGCGACCAGAUCCGCGCCAGCCACGUCCACGAAGCCAAGCCGACGAAAUGGCUCAACCUACAAGAGUACAAGACGUGCCAGCGCGACAAGAUUUACAAGGCCACGGUUGAGGUCCGCCAGCCCGAUGGUCUCCGUAUCGACGCCGCCAGCCGCAUGAACCCCGACGAGGCUAGGCAGUUCCUUACCGAGGACCGUAUGGCUGUCGCUCCCUUCAAGGUCGUUAUCGUCGGUGGCGGAAUUGGCGGCCUUUCACUGGCGAUAAUGCUGGAGAGGUUUGAGAUAGACUAUGUUCUUCUCGAAUCACACAGCGACAUCGCCCCGGCACUAGGCGCCUCCAUGGCCCUGUUCCCCAACGGCCUGCUGAUCCUGGAUCAGCUUGGCUGUUAUGAUGAUGUAAAAGCCCAGCUGCGAGGCGAUACCAUCAAGACCUCUUAUGUCCGAGGUGUUAAUGGGAUGCCUUUGAUGUCAACGCCCCACCUGCUCGCCCACCUUGAGCAACGUCAUGGGUACCCGAUGCUAUUCUUCGAAAGACAAUGGCUCUUACGUCUUCUUUACAAUCGCAUCUCACACAAAGACCGUGUUCUAACCGGCCAGAAAGUCAAGGAAGUCAUCACGUCGCCGACCGGCGUCGAAGUGUGCACCGCAGCCGGUCUCCGUUAUCAGGGCGACAUCGUGAUCGGGGCCGACGGUAUCCACAGCGCCGUGAGACGGGAAAUGUUUCGUCUAGCAGACAAGAUGUCGCCAGGAUAUUUCUCACCUAAGCAAAAUGACGGUGUACCCUGCCAUUACCAGUGCAGUUUCGGCAUAGCCCAGGACGUUGAGGCCUGGUCCGAUGGCGAGCAAUGCUUUACGCUCGGCCAUGGCCAUUCUUUCCUCAUCGCCCCUGGCCCUAAUCAACGGGUAUUUUGGUUUCUCUUCUCUCGGCUGCCGAAAACGCUAUAUGGGAAAGAUAUCCCUCGGUACACCAAGGAGGACGAGGCUGCCUUUGUCGCGAAGAACCGGGAUCUCCCCAUUACCGAGAAGCUCACUUUUGGUCAGCUUUACGACAAACGCGUCUCUUCAACCCUCACCGCUAUCCAUGAGGUCGUGUAUAAGAAGUGGUAUUUUGAUCGCAUCCUAAUCAUCGGCGAUGCUGCCCACAAGUUAAGAAACAUCGUUGCUAGUCUAUCAUCAUGA
Molecule: messenger RNA, 2370 nt
Organism: Parascedosporium putredinis
Lineage: Eukaryota; Fungi; Ascomycota; Sordariomycetes; Microascales; Microascaceae
Source: the annotation of a GenBank genome assembly